This is a messenger RNA of Condylostylus longicornis, 2266 nucleotides long. RefSeq names its product putative mediator of RNA polymerase II transcription subunit 15 (gene GV1). The record is from RefSeq and is a predicted model, not a curated record. NCBI's taxonomy places the organism in Eukaryota, Metazoa, Arthropoda, Insecta, Diptera, Dolichopodidae. Bases 939 to 1907 code for a protein of 322 amino acids. The transcript is spliced from 5 exons.
UUCAGAUGGACUUCAGUUAAAAUGAAAAGCCUAAAAGCAUUUUAGUUUGGCUCGUGUUGCCAUCGCGUCUAUAUCGUUUAUUUCGUUUCGUCCCAUAGAUUAUUCCAUAUUUUUCGUCCCCGGAAAAAAAAAAUUACAGGUGUCAUUGAGAGGUGAAUACACUUUGGACUAAAAUAAAUAAAAAAAUAAAUAAAUAGAAAAUAUUAAAAUCAUAACAAAAUUAAAUUUUUAUAACUUACUCAUCAAGCAUACAAACAAAAUUAUUAUUAUUAACAAAACGCAAUAUUGUGAAUGAAAUCGAUACAUAAUUGAAAAUCGAUAAUCGUAACUUUUCUAUUUUGUAAUAAAAACUCGAAAUAUUGAAAAAGUUAUUGAAAUUUUACAAUUUAAUACAAAACAAAAGGUGUGUAAAGUAAAUUAAAAUAUAAAAAAAAAGUCGGCCACAUUUACAUGUUUUCUAGGCUACUUACAAAAAAAAUAUACAUAUUUACAUAUUGAUAUUUCAAGAGAUUUGUAAUUUAUAAUAAAAAAAUAAAAAAAAUUUGAAAGUGAUGGUUUUAAAUUUCAAAAAAUAGAAAAAAAAAAUGACAUUUUAAAAUAAUACAAAUCUAUACAAAAUUGAAAAUAUCAAAUAAAAUAUAACAGUUUUGUAAAUUUACAUGUGUAAUAUGCUUUUGUACACCCCUAUAUUCGUAUAUGAAUUGUAAGCGUUUUGUUAAUUAAUUUCGGGUCAAAUUACUUUAAAAUUAAAUUAAAUUAUUCGAUAUUCUUAAUACGAGUACAAAUUUGUUAUAAUUAAAAAAACAUUUUGAGUUCUAACUAAAUUUGUCUACACAAGAGAGAAAAAUUUACUAAUUGAAAUUUUUUUUUAUUGGAAUACACGAAAGUCUACCAUAAUUGGAUUUUAAAACGAAAAUUUAUUAUCAUCAAGCAAUAGGAUGGCUAAUAUAAUCUUAAAAAGAAUGAAUCCAAUUCAGAUAUCUUCAUCAAUUCUAGUCUUAUUAAUAUCAUUAUCAAAUGCGAUAAGAGUUGACUGGAAUACUAAUAAAGGUCCAAUAGUUCCUCCAGUACCGACACAACCACCUAGACCACAACAACCAUAUCGAGAACCAGCACCAGUAUGGGAAGAUCAAAGUGAUGAUAUACCAAAUCCAAAUCCUUAUAUAUAUGUACUUCCACCACCAUCAAGACCACGUCCACCCGUUGAUAAUUAUUUGAGAGCCCCACUUUAUCCACAAAAUACACAACAGCAGCAACAACAUAAAUUUAAUAAUGGACAAGUUAUAUCGAAUCCAUCAAAAUAUCAGAAUAAUAUAGUUCCUAGUUUAGCUGUUCAAUAUGUACCAAACUAUGGCUUUAAGUACAGUGCAGUAGUGCCACAAAAAUCAUACUAUUUGCAAGAGAAUGAUAUUUAUGAUCACAAAUAUGAGAAACCAAAUGGAAGAUAUAACGCCAAAUUGAAAAAAUACAAGGCAUAUGAAGAAAAGCUAAAAUAUUAUCCAGAAAAUCAUCAAGCGCAACAGCGAGCUCAACAAGUUAACCAAUAUCAAUUUGCUGUUCAACCACAACAACAAUUACCAUUUUUACAAGCUCCACAACCUUUUAGGACACAACAAUAUAAUCAACAACAAUUUAACCAACAACAAUUACCAUUACAACGGAAUCCAAUCCCAUUCAAUAGUCAAAUAGAUAAUACAAAAAAUCAACAGCAACAAUCUGGACAACAACAGCAGCAACAACAAUGGAAUCAACAAAAUUUUCAAUCUCAAAAAAAUUUAGAACAAACAGCUCCACAAACAUUUCAGAAUCCGACACAACCAACAUAUUCAUCACCUCAAACAACAAACGCGUCAAUAACACCAACCAAUAAAUCACAAAAUUUAGGAAAUAACAGUCGACAAAGUUGAAGUUAAGCACAAAUUUGUAAUUUUUUUUUUCGUUUCCUUUAAUCCUUUGUAUAAUUAUAAUUGGCCAUAAAAUCCGCGCUGCAUUUUAAAAAACAAAUCUAAUUCCAAAAAGAAUUUUUCAUUCUAAUACUCUUAAAAUUUUAUUUAUAAAUUUUAUAAUUUUUUCUCGAACUCAAAUUAAUUUACUUUCGAAAAAUAUUUAAGCUACAAACGUUGUGUUUUGUUUUCGAAAAUUAUUUUAACUAUUUUUAUUCUUAAAACUUUUCUUAACUAAUGAUGUUUGUAAUUAUUGUAUAUAAAUAAAAAAAAAAAUAAAAAAAUUGGUAACUUACCAUCGUUACUUAUUUAAAAUUUACAAA